AUGUCGGUGCAGGCGCUGCUGCUGGACAUGGACGGCGUGCUGGCCGAGGUGUCGCAGUCCUACCGCCAGGCCAUCAUGGACACGGCGCGCCACUUCGGCGUGAGCGUCACGCACGAGGACAUCGACCAGCAGAAGCUGGCGGGCAACGCCAACAACGACUGGCAGCUGACGCACCGCCUCGUGCUCGCGGGCCUGGGCUCGGCGGACUCCGCGUCCGCGCCCUCGCUGGAGGCCGUGACGGCCCAGUUCGAGGCGCUCUACCAGGGCGUGGGCACGACCGCCGGCCUGUGCGAGCUCGAGACGCUGCUCACGCCCAAGGGCCUGCUGCGCGAGCUGCACCGCCGCCUGCCCAAGGGCAUGGCCGUGGUCACGGGCCGCCCGCGCAAGGACUGCGCCAAGUUCCUGCGCGCGCACGGCAUCGAGGACCUGUUCCCCGUGCAGAUCUGCAUGGAGGACUGCCCGCCCAAGCCGUCGCCCGAGCCCAUCCUGCUGGCGCUCAAGGCGCUGGGCGUGGGCGCCGAGCACGCGGCCAUGGUGGGCGACACCGUGGACGACAUCAUCGCCGGCCGCAAGGCCGGCACGAUCGCGUACGGCGUGCUGACCCCGCAGGUGUUCGCCAAGUCGGUGCUGGAGCAGACGCCCACGGCCAUCGGCAAGGCGCUCGAGCAGGUUGGGGCCUCCGUGGUGCUGAACCCCGGCCUCGCCGAGCUGCUGGACCUGAUCCCGCCUGUGGAUGCCGCGGCGGGCAAGACCCCGGCCGCGAACGGCAAGAGCGGCACGCGCGAGGCCAACAUCUCCCGCGUCACGAAGGAGACGUCUAUUAACGUCAAGCUGUCGCUGGACGGCACGGGCAAGUCCAAGGUGAGCUCGGGCAUCGGCUUCUUGGACCACAUGCUGACGGCGCUGGCCAAGCACAGCCGCUUCGACCUGGAGCUCGAGUGCAAGGGCGACACGUGGAUCGACGACCACCACACCACGGAGGACUGCGCGCUGACGCUGGGCGAGGCCUUCGACGCUGCGCUGGGCGACCGCGCGGGCAUCGCCCGCUUCGGAUCCGCGUGCGUGCCGCUCGACGAGGCGCUGUCCCGUGCUAUCGUGGACAUUUCCAGCCGCGCGCACAGCGAGAUCAACCUGCAGCUGGUGCGCCCGAGCGUGGGCGAGCUCUCGUGCGAGAUGAUCACGCACUUCUUCGAGUCGUUCGCGAGCGCCGCGCGGCUGACGCUGCACGUGGACGUGCUCCGCGGCCGCAACGACCACCACCGCGCCGAGGCGUCCUUCAAGGCGCUGGCGGUCGCGCUGCGCACUGCCGUCAAGCACGACGCCACAGCCGGCGUGCCCAGCACCAAGGGCGUUCUGGCAUAA
Molecule: messenger RNA, 1362 nt
Organism: Phytophthora sojae
Lineage: Eukaryota; Oomycota; Peronosporomycetes; Peronosporales; Peronosporaceae
Exons: 2
Coding region: 1-1362 (453 amino acids)
Biological process (GO): L-histidine biosynthetic process
Molecular function (GO): imidazoleglycerol-phosphate dehydratase activity; phosphatase activity
Source: RefSeq, a predicted model, not a curated record